Molecule: messenger RNA, 2218 nt
Organism: Aspergillus costaricaensis CBS 115574
Lineage: Eukaryota; Fungi; Ascomycota; Eurotiomycetes; Eurotiales; Aspergillaceae
Product: pyruvate kinase CDC19
Exons: 9
Coding region: 381-1961 (526 amino acids)
Biological process (GO): glycolytic process
Cellular component (GO): cytoplasm
Molecular function (GO): pyruvate kinase activity; potassium ion binding; magnesium ion binding
Source: RefSeq, a predicted model, not a curated record
AUGAGAAGUGUGAUUGUAACUACUCCGUAGCAGGAGGCACAACUAAACUAAGUACGGGAGUAAGUACUGAUUGCUCUUGCUCUCUCAACCCGCGGGGAACCGACCGACAGAAAAAAGUGUCCCAAAGCAGGAAUCCCACCAAAAAGGGCCGAUCCAGCCAAUCACCGCCGCCAACAUUUUUCCUUCCCGGGCACCCCUCCUCUAGUCCACCAUCUCUCUCUUCUCUCGCUCACCGGCCCCGUCUUUUCCUUCCCUAUUAUCUCUCCCUCUUCUCCUCUUUCCUCUCUUCUUUCUCUCUCCAUUCUCUCUUCCCAUCUUCCAUCAAUCCCUUUCUCUUCUGUCUUUCCUGUUAGUUCAGUAGAGAUCAAUCAUCCGUCAAGAUGGCCGCCAGCUCUUCCCUCGACCACCUGAGCAACCGCAUGAAGUUGGAGUGGCACUCCAAGCUCAACACUGAGAUGGUGCCCUCCAAGAACUUCCGCCGCACCUCCAUCAUCGGCACCAUCGGCCCCAAGACCAACUCCGUGGAGAAGAUCAACUCUCUCCGCACUGCCGGUCUUAACGUUGUUCGCAUGAACUUCUCCCACGGUUCCUAUGAGUACCACCAAUCUGUUAUCGACAACGCCCGUGAGGCCGCCAAGACCCAGGUCGGACGUCCUCUCGCCAUUGCUCUCGAUACCAAAGGUCCCGAGAUCCGUACCGGAAACACCCCCGAUGAUAAGGAUAUCCCUAUCAAGCAGGGCCACGAGCUCAACAUCACCACCGAUGAUCAAUAUGCCACCGCCUCCGACGACAAGAACAUGUACCUGGACUACAAGAACAUCACUAAGGUGAUCUCUCCUGGCAAGCUCAUCUAUGUUGAUGACGGUAUCCUUUCCUUCGAGGUCAUCGAAGUCGUAGACGACAAGACCAUCCGCGUCCGCUGCUUGAACAACGGCAACAUCUCUUCCCGCAAGGGUGUUAACUUGCCCGGCACUGACGUUGACCUCCCCGCCCUUUCCGAGAAGGAUAUUGCCGAUCUCAAGUUCGGUGUUAAGAACAAGGUCGACAUGGUCUUCGCUUCUUUCAUCCGCCGCGGUAGCGACAUCCGCCACAUCCGUGAGGUUCUGGGUGAGGAGGGCAAGGAGAUCCAGAUCAUUGCCAAGAUUGAGAACCAGCAGGGUGUCAACAACUUCGACGAGAUCCUCGAGGAGACUGACGGUGUCAUGGUUGCCCGUGGUGACCUUGGUAUCGAGAUCCCCGCCCCCAAGGUCUUCAUCGCCCAGAAGAUGAUGAUCGCCAAGUGUAACAUCAAGGGUAAGCCCGUCAUCUGUGCCACUCAGAUGCUCGAGUCCAUGACAUACAACCCUCGUCCCACUCGUGCUGAGGUGUCCGAUGUUGCCAACGCCGUCCUUGACGGUGCCGACUGUGUCAUGCUGUCGGGUGAGACCGCCAAGGGUAACUACCCCAACGAGGCCGUCAAGAUGAUGUCCGAGACCUGCCUGCUCGCCGAGGUCGCCAUCCCUCACUUCAACGUGUUCGAUGAGCUCCGCAACCUUGCUCCCCGCCCCACCGACACUGUCGAGUCCAUCGCCAUGGCUGCCGUUAGCGCCAGUCUGGAACUCAACGCUGGUGCCAUUGUCGUCUUGACUACCAGCGGUAAAACUGCUCGCUACCUUUCCAAGUACCGCCCCGUGUGCCCCAUUGUCAUGGUCACUCGUAACCCCGCUGCCUCCCGGUACUCGCACCUGUACCGUGGUGUCUGGCCCUUCCUCUUCCCCGAGAAGAAGCCCGACUUCAACGUCAAGGUCUGGCAGGAGGAUGUUGACCGCCGUCUCAAGUGGGGUAUCAACCACGCCCUCAAGCUCGGCAUCAUCAACAAGGGUGACAACAUCGUCUGUGUCCAGGGAUGGCGCGGCGGUAUGGGCCACACCAACACCGUUCGUGUGGUCCCUGCUGAGGAGAACCUUGGCCUGGCUGAGUAAAUGCAAAAGCAGUCUGGCAUGCCACCGGUUGGUGGAUGACACGGUAACGACAGCGAUUGGAUAGAAAGCGUCAAGGGUGUGUCUCUGGAUAUCGUAGACCGGUCUCGCCGCCAUGCGACGACCCAGGGUAGUCUGCCCGCGGUAGACUGCUUGUGUCUUCACUUGGGAACGUAAUGUGUAUGUAUUUUGAUUUGACGUUAGUUAGCCAGCCAUGUUUGGUGGACUUUGCUGCGAUCAAAAGCUAGAAUUUAAUAAGU